Molecule: messenger RNA, 943 nt
Organism: Laetiporus sulphureus 93-53
Lineage: Eukaryota; Fungi; Basidiomycota; Agaricomycetes; Polyporales; Laetiporaceae
Exons: 3
Coding region: 317-877 (186 amino acids)
Source: RefSeq, a predicted model, not a curated record
CUCCGCGUUGCAAAUGCUAUCAGCUGUAGAAGGCUCGCAAUCAAUGCAGCAGACGUCUUGCCCGACUCCUCCGUGCGUGCACCCCGCCUGGACGUCAGGAACCGUGGUAUCAUGUACCCCCAGCAUGCAUCCAAACCUUACAUACAUGUGUGCACAUUCUGAGCGCACAUUUUGAUUACAGCAUACGGCGGCUGAGAACAAAAGCUCAUCUUGAGUCACACUCGGUGCUUUUACACAGACGGUGCAUCAUUGGUAUGUGGAAGUGUUCUUACCGUGUAAGUCUCGUGCCUAGUUGCGAUCAUCUAGUCCCUCGAGCAUGCCAGCGGCAGAGAAUCCAACACGCGCUCAGAGUUCGUCGGAAGUCAUAUUGGACUCCAUUGUCGAUCUCUUUGAGCGCUCUCCUAGAUGCUUGACGGCCGUUGAGAAUUACUCGAGCCGCGGCUUGGGCCGUUCUCACAGUCUGACUGACAGCGACUGUAUUCAAUGUUUAUUUGAUGCGAUUCUGAUCGGUCCAGUCAUGAUUGCGAGCUUGGAUAUUCGGAGCUUGCGGGGAAUUUUGCAAGGCGCGAGACGCGACCGGGCUAAUCGCCUUUAUGUACAUGCUUGUGGCGAGCCAUGUUCUUGGCACUUGCACUCAGUCCUGCGGCUCCUGCCCACAUGUCGCGUAUUGUAUCGCCAAUUGACUUUCACGCGACCCCGAAGACUGCCUGCAGCAGAGCCCAACGCACAGCAGGCACCAUCGAAUAUAUCCCAUCGUUCCGGCAGCAGCUCGGCCGGCUGCGUGACGUCCCGUCAUUCGGGACAAGGUGAAGCGGCAGGCCAUCGGAGGGCAGAUCAUUGUGAACGAAUGAGCAUGGACUCCAGCGAGAUGUUCUGAUGGAGUGCAAUCUUGACAUUCGGAACGACGACAUGCGGAGAGUAAGGUACUAUGCCUUAUGCUAGU